AGCUUUGCGUUUGCUUUCGCGAUUGCCAGUCGCAAUUUUCCGUUCGUGGCGAACACACGCGUUUUGCAGCGCAAAGCCGGCACUCGAAUUUCGAAUCUCUUGGCCGUUAGAAGUAGUUGGCCAAAGGCGAAAACUAACCAUCUGAGACUCAAACUCCGAGCGACAACAACAAGUGCCACUAACAAUUAGCUGAAAAGUGAUCCCUCGCUUGUUGGCUUCUUGGCAGGUUUGUUUUUUGCCACAGGUGAUAUUUCGGUCGUGCCGGUUAGAUUAGUCCGACACCUUUAACGAUAUCCUAUAUCCGAUAUAGAUAAUAUAAUAUUCCAAUUCCUCCUCCGAAACCGACUCCGUGUGUUUAGUAACCCCCCUCCGAAAUCGCGCUAAUUGGCUUGAUUUUGGGUCCAAAACUAAAUAUCAAGUUUCAAUAUUUACCGUGUGUUCGCGAAAUCGGACAGUCUGUCACCUGCGGAAACCGAAAGAAAUCUAUAUACAAGCAUAUAUACAUAUAUAUUUUGGGCAUCGGGCCAACAUCGGUGGUGAAGUGAGCUUGGAAAGCAGGGAGUUCUGCCUAUUUGCAUUUCAAAUUGCUAGCGAACAUCUAAGAACGAUUCGCCGAUUCGGUUGCAAAGGACACUUGAGGACGUCUUAACCAAUAGCCCGUCAUCCGGUAGAGCGAUGUAAGAAGUGGCCAUAGCGAACAUAAUACAGAGCAUAAUACAACCAGCUUCAUAUUACCCUCAAAAGUCGGGGAAAAAAUACCCGGCAUCAACAAUCAUCAAGCAGCAGGCAACAGGAUGUGUGGCAGCCAUAAAAUGUGGUGCUGUCAAGUAUUUAUCUUAGCUUUAUUUGCUCACACAAUUGCGGCGGAGUUCCACGGAAGUGCAGCUCGCGCCGAAAUCAACUUCGAAGACCCCUCGCCUGCUCACAGUCAGGAUGCAGCAGCUCCAACUUCCAGGCCAAAGCGCCGUGUAUACGCCUUGUGUCCACCGAAAUUCCAUCGCGUGGGCACCGAUUGCUACUCGCUGGUCGACCAGCGCAGCAGUUGGUUGGAGGCACACUUCUUCUGCAAGGACAAAAACGCCAAUCUCACAGAGCCGGGCAAACACGCCGACCGCAAGCUGAGACUUUUCCUUCAGAAACAGGAUGCCCUAUCAGGCGAAAAUGAUCCUAUCUGGCUAGGAGCCACCUAUGACCACCACAACAACCGAUGGCAGUGGAGCAUGAGUGGUCGCAAUCUGUCCACCGACUCCUUCAGCCGCACUGAUCCCGCCUAUGUGCAACUUAUCUCCAACAGCCAACCGCUGGAUAAUAACUGUGCCAUCUACGAUCCAAGUCUCAAGUACCGCUGGUCGGCGCGGCCCUGCUCGGAUAAGCUGCGCUUCAUAUGCCAGCACAAGAUGCCAAAGGUGAGCGGUCCCAAUCGCUACAAGAUCUACAACCGCUGGAACGCCACCUAUCCGAACGAGCAGGCCAACGAGGUGGUCCUGGAGAUCCUUGAACCGCGUGAAAACGAUCGCAGGUACCACCGGCGCGUCAAGGCCGAGGACAGCGACGAAGAGAUGAUUAUUCCCGACCGUCGACGCAAUAACAAUCGUCGCAACAACCACAGGAACCGUCAGACCAAGAAUCAGAAUCAACAUCCCAACGAUGUGAACUACCAGCCAGCACAGCAACGCCAAAGGAAUCGUCCUCGUACUUCAACUGUUGCGCCAACUACUACCCAACCGGUUAGCCAGUCUAAUGAUGUCCUGGCUCCCUCACCCACGCCUCAGCAGAUGACCCAGUACGAUCGUAAAUUGCAACGCCAACGGGAAAGGGAACGUCGCCGACAGCUGCGUCGGCAGGAACGCCAGAAGUUGGCUCGGGAACAAAAGCGCGAAAGGCAACGUCGCCUUAAGGAGGAACGCCAGCGAUUGCAGCGGGAGGAACAGCAGCGCCGGCAGCGAUUGCAGCACGAUGAACCCAAACCCCAAGUGAUCGAUGAACUGCGUCAGCGAUCUGGUGAGGAUCUGGAUAAGAAACAAAGGGACGAGCACGAACAGAAGCUAAGAAAUGAACAGGAAAAGAAACUAAGGGAAGAACAGCAGAAGCAACGCGAUGAACAGGAACAAAGGAACAGGGAGGAGCAGGAUAGACUCAAACAGGAGGAGGACGAACAGCAGGCUAGGAACCACCAGCAAGAGCUUAAGGAAAACCAAGAACAGCAACUCCGCGAACUUAAAGCUAAGCAGGAGCGAGAGAAGCAAGAACGGGAAUACCAGCAGCAAAAGCGUGAGCGCGAGCUCGAGCUACUGAAGCAACGGCAGGCUGAAGCAGACCGCCAGCACGCAGCCGACGAGGAAGCAGAGAAGCUACGGCUGGAGCGCAUCCAAAAGCAACGCGAACUGGAGGCACAACAGCGACGAGAGCGCGAAGAGCAGCGCCGCAAACAGCGCGAGGAACAGGAGGAACAGGAUCGCCAAAACCAUGCCAAGCGUCUGGCUGAAGAGAAGCGACUGCGUGAUCUGUAUGCAGAGCGCAUAAGGCUGGCCAAUUCCGAGCGGGAGAAGCAACUUGCCGAGGCCCAUGAAACCAAGCGACUUGAGGAGCUAAAGCUGAAAGAGCAGCUAAAGAAACAGGAGGACGAGAGACAGGAGCAGAUUCGACGCGAGCAGGAGGAGGAGGAAAAGCGCCUGGAACUGGAGAGGCUUGAGGAGGCUCGCCGCUUUGAGGAAAAGGAACUAAAGCGCCUGCACGAGGAAAACCAGCGGCGCGAGGAGCAGAAGCUCCAGCGCGAGCGGGAAAUAGCACUCCGCGAGGCCGCGGAGAAAAAAUUAGCUGAGGAGGAGGAAAUGCUGCGCAAGGAAGUGGCUGAAGAGGAACGCAAAGUGAAGCAGCGCCUGGAAGAUGACAUGCGACAGGCGGAAGAGGCGCGUAAAGCCAAGGAGGCGGAGGAACGGGCUGCCGAAGAGGCCAAGGCCGCCGAGCAGAAGCGACGCGUGGAGGCGGCCAAGAAGAAGGCCGACGAGGAAGUCAAGGCCAAGUUGGAGGAGAAGAGGCGUGAGUACGUGACUCGAAUCUCGGCGCUGAGUCCCGAGGACCAGAAGAAGUUUAUCGAGAUGCGCAAACGGCGCAAGCAGCUGAAGGAGAAAAAGGAACGUGACCAGCGGGCAAAGGAACUGAAGAGGAUACAGCAAGCCAUGCGAUUGGACGACAACGAGUAGAAGUCCAUAGAAGUCCUGGCGGCAGUCAAAUCACCCCGCACUAACCAAUACUAACCGAGACAUAUCGAUCACAAUUGGUUCCACAUACGCACCGUUGCCCAGUCGAUCCCUUUUCGAUUGUUUUCUUUGUGCUUUAAUUAAAACAAAACACAAGAUGAACACGCAAAAGUAUUAUUUACCAGAAGAGAAAGGAGAAUGAAGGAACAUCGCUGCGAAGCAGAUUUUGUCGGUUAAGGGGAAUCAAAUUUCAAUUUCAAUUGCAUUUCGAUCGAGCAGGAAACCCAAUCUCCAUGCGCUUCGCUAGCUAUUUUAGUACUGUACAGUAAAGAUAUACUAUAUAUAGGUUUAGGAUAUGGACACGCCACAUACUCACACAGCGCACAGGACACACCGUAAACACACGGCAACCAGUCACGCAUGUUUCCUUAAUAACCGAACUAGAAGUUAGCAAUCAAUUUUAGAGCCAAUAAACCCCACAGACGCAAAAUCAAUUUUUUAAACUCAAGCACAGAACUACGGAAAUAUUUAUAGUGAGUAAAACGUAAGAUUGAAUGGAAAACUCCUUUGGGUCAGAGCCCAGCAGUGUCCAAGUCCCAUGCCUCCCCACACUCGGUUUGCCUACGGUGUCCUCGAAUCGGGCACAGCGAAGCAAUAAUUUACUACUAAUAAUCUUUUGAUAACAUCAUCGGAUGGUCACCGACCAUUUCCUAACUUCUAGUUUACAAAACUAUAUUUUACAAAGAUGUAUGUAAUAACUAAAGUAUGUUUAAAUGUAAAUUUUUAUGUAUUUUUUAAUACCUCAAACGCGAAAGGCAAAACAAAAAAAAGGAAAAAACCUCGAAGGCAACUUUCAGUACAUUUUGUUUCGUUUAAUGUUGAAAUUGAAAGCUGGCAAGGACGGGAAUGUAAUCGAAAGGAAAAGCAAUUUUACAGCCAAGUAAAUGCAUUUUAAUAGUAAACUAACCAAUUUUAAAUAUUAUUACUCUACACACGGAGAAAUGAAAAGCGAAUAAAACUAAAUAGUCAGCGAAACGUUAGCAAAGAAAUCAUGAAAGAGGAAAGCAGUACACAAAUGUAAUACGAAAACAUAUGAUAAAAUUACCAUAUAAUAUUUAUGCAAGAUAAAUUCUAGUUAAGGCGCAAACAAAGUAAAAUAAUGAAUAAAGUUUGAAAAAACACAAAACAAAGAGAA
This is a messenger RNA of Drosophila simulans, 4395 nucleotides long. RefSeq names its product trichohyalin. The record is from RefSeq and is a predicted model, not a curated record. Lineage: Eukaryota; Metazoa; Arthropoda; Insecta; Diptera; Drosophilidae. The coding region runs from base 795 to 3203 and encodes 802 amino acids. Gene Ontology annotation, cellular component: trans-Golgi network; endosome; trans-Golgi network transport vesicle. The transcript is spliced from 7 exons.